AUGAUCAGGCACAAGGUUGAUCCGGUCCUGCAAAAGAGAAUUCGUUUUGUGAUUAAAGCAUGGCAAAAGCUCCUAUCUCCCAAUUUCACCGCAAAUUCUGUGAUCCCGCUCAAAUGUGCUGAUUUGGCUGCGUCGACAACUGCAUCUCCUCGUACCGUGUCCAAGCCUCAGCAUUCCAACGGCACUCCUAUCAAGUCAGCUUUAUCAGACAAACCAAACAGUGCACAUACUGUUCCAGCAUCCGUCGACUCGCCGCGUACGUCGGAAUCUCGUGGACUAAAACGAAGCUACCUUUCCGCCUCCAAUUUAACAACUCUUCCCCCCAAGGCUCGUGAUUCUAAUAAUGACAACACUUAUCCGUCCGAUUCUCCCCUCACGAAUCAGCAGGCGGCAACACCAAACAAGCGAUUACGAUAUCAACAACAGCCUGUCGCAUCGCCUCAGGUCAAACCCGCAACAACAACACCCAUGCAAGUCGAGUCACAAUCCUCUCCUAAGCCUCCGAUGGUUAAUGGAGGCCGUCACAUUGAUACCCACUCGGACUGGAUGCCGAUCUCUAAGCCCUCCACUCCCGUUUUGACUAAAUCUAACACGAUUGUGGGUUCUCUGCGUUCAUCAAGUACCAACAGUCCGCAACUCCCGUCUCGGGAUGGCCGCACCACUCAGGCAGCCCGUCUGGCAAAGGUCAAAUCCACUGCGGAAUUGGUCCAAGCGGCUGGCGAUUGUAUAGACUCGGCCACAGCAGACCGGAUUCUCACCAAUCGAAUUAACAAGGAAGCCGACCCGCCUCGACCAUCGAUAGUAUCCCAGCUUACACGAACACGACAACCUCGCAACGCAUCUGGUUCGGCUCAGGGUGCCCAAAACGAAACCCCGAAGUCCCGAUCCAACACCCCACGUUUGGCUCGAUCAAGUAGUUUACGUGCAGAUACACCGGCGAGGUCCACACCUUUAGGUUCGGAUUGUCGUUCCGAGCUUGUGAACCACACAAACAGACCUUCGGAUAGAGCCACACCACCUGUUUCGGCUCUACUGGGUACUAAUAGACUAACGGCCGACACGAGCGCUUCACCAGGACUGGGUCAUUCAGUAGAUCACAAAGCCGAGACCAUCAAACGACCCGCUCUCAGUGAAUCCGAGCCUGGCGUAGCCGACACGGAUUCUGACUCACAACGCUCUAGGCACAAAAAGCACAAAAAACAUCACAAACAUCGCCACAAGCACCACAAUGACGGUACAGACUCUGGUCGACCACACAAACACGGACGAAGCCCAGCAAAGAUCGUGCUACCCCCAAUCACAAAUCACAUGGACGAUUGGCCUCAACUACCCCCUCUUCCUACGGAGAUUGACUGGUACAGUUUGGAUCGCCCGAUCGAAGGACCUACAGUCAGUUCAAGUGGUACAACAGAUGCAGUGACUCGAUUGUUAUAUGAACCCUGGCCCGAAGUCAAUCGUACCGUUGACGAUCAAGGUUUGCUGCACUUGCCCACUGAAUUAUACUCAUUGUCACUCGAUGACCAGUAUUUGCAUAUACUUCCCUGGGUUGAUAUUUUUGGUCAUAGACGUCAGUUUUUCCCAUCCGAAGACGAUCUAGAACAGCUCACAGUGUUACCAGACCCAUGGUAA
Messenger RNA from Echinostoma caproni, 1629 nucleotides. The record is from the annotation of a GenBank genome assembly. Lineage: Eukaryota; Metazoa; Platyhelminthes; Trematoda; Plagiorchiida; Echinostomatidae.